CUGCCGUGCCCGCGGCGUGAGAGGGUGGUGGUGCCCGUGUCGCGCAAUGUGGCUCGGCCGCCUCUCGCAAUCGCUCCUCCUGCGCUGCCGGCGGGCGGUGGCUCUCCGCGCGUCCCGUGGGCCGUCGUCCACCCGCCCGCUCAGCGCCGCCGUUCGCCUGCGGGCGCCGCAGCGGCCGCCGGGUAGGGGCGAAUCAGCGGGGGCGGGCGGCGGAGCGCGGUGGAAAGGAGUGGCAGGCGCCGGUGAGGGUGGAGAAGAAGAAGAAGAGGAGGAAGAGGAGGAAGAAGAGGACGAUGAAGCGGAGCUGGAGGAGCUGCUGGGCCCCUCCCCGCUGGCGGUGGAGCCCGGUGCGCAGCGCGUAGCCGUGGUGCAUCCGGCGGUCAAAUGGGGCCCGAAGAAGUCGCCACUCACCACGGCUGAACUGCAGGUUGCUGAAGCUGUUGCUCUUGUAAAUACCCUUCAGAACUGGACGGUUUUAGAUAAAAUAAUUAUUCCUACAAAAAAUCCUGACAAGAAGUUUAUUUUUGGCAAAGGCAACUUCCAGGUUUUGACAGAAAAGCUUAAAAAAUUGCCCCAUAUGACAGCAGUCUUCUUGAAUAUGGAAAGAAUAUCUUCACUAACAAAGAAAGAACUAGAAGAUGCCUGGGGUGUGAAAGUCUUUGACAGAUACACAGUUGUACUUCACAUUUUUCGGAGUAAUGCCCGGACAAAAGAAGCAAAACUUCAGAUAGCACUGGCUGAAAUUCCACUUCUCAGGUCAAAUGUGAAAAAUGAGGCGUCUCAGCUAGAUCAGCAGAGAGGUGGAUCAAGAUACAUCAUGGGUUCAGGUGAAACAUUCUUGGAGUUACAAUAUCGUCUCUUGAAAGAAAGAGAACUUAAAAUUAGGAAUGCUCUGGAGAAACUAAGAAGAAAAAGGUCUUUACUUAGAACUCGGCGCAAAAAACGCGAGUUCCCAGUUGUCUCAGUAAUGGGCUAUACUAAUUGUGGAAAAACUACCUUGAUCAAAGCCUUGACUGGGGAAGCAGGACUUCAACCCCGAGAUCAGCUGUUUGCCACUCUUGAUAUCACAGCCCAUGCUGGCUACCUGCCCUCACAUAUGGUAGUCAUUUAUGUUGACACUAUUGGAUUUCUGACUGAUCUUCCACAUAAUCUGAUUGAGUCCUUUUCAGCUACAUUAGAAGAAGUGGCUUACUCAGAUCUGAUAGUUCAUGUGAGGGAUAUCACUCAUCCAGAAACCGUCCUCCAGAAAGCAACUGUUCUGUCAGUUCUGAAGAAUCUUAAUCUCCCCAGUCAUUUAUUGGACUCAAUGGUAGAAGUUCAUAACAAAGUGGAUUUGAUAGAAAGGUAUAAACCCACUGAAGAAAAUGCUUUAGCCAUUUCUGCUCUACAUGGACAUGGUUUAGAAGAGCUGAGAGAAGAAAUAGAGAAAAAAAUUUUGGUAGCAACAGGAAAGAAGAUUCUGACAGUUAACAUCAACUUAGAGGGACCUCAGCUAAGUUGGCUCUAUAAAGAAGCAACCGUUCAGAAUAUAGAAGUCAUGGCUGAAGAUGGCACAGCCAGGGUGAAAGUGAUAAUCAGCAAUUCUGCUUUUGGCAAAUACAGAACCCUCUUUCCUAACAGUAAGAUUUUGACACCAUGAAACUGCAUCCUUUUCUAGGAAAAGAAACUGAUCAUCAAGAGGAUGAGAAGAGAAGUUAAUGACCUGUUAGCCCAGGUAUGAAGAGUGUAUUUCUUCUCUAGCUCAUGUUUUAGAUGCAUUUUAGAAAUGGGCACUGUUUCAGAAAACUUCUGUUUGGAAACAGUAAGAGCUUCAUUCCAAGCUUUAAGCUUCAUUCCAUCAGCAAGUGCAAGGGCAGCAUUGAGUUUCUCAGUGUUAAAAAGUUGUUGGCUGUUAAGCUGUGGACCUCAAACAUGUGGAAAUCACUGGAUGGCUGAAUUAAUUUUCAAAAAACUAUCAAGUUUCUUAUUCAGUAUAAAUAAAGUUUUUUACUCCGUU
Molecule: messenger RNA, 1996 nt
Organism: Calypte anna (Anna's hummingbird)
Lineage: Eukaryota; Metazoa; Chordata; Aves; Apodiformes; Trochilidae
Gene: GTPBP6
Product: GTP binding protein 6 (putative)
Exons: 10
Coding region: 47-1639 (530 amino acids)
Cellular component (GO): cytoplasm
Molecular function (GO): ribosome binding; GTP binding
Source: RefSeq, a predicted model, not a curated record